UCACUAUUUUCUUAAAUCCUGUUUUCAAUUCAACCGCCGUAACAUUUGUAUGUUAACUUAACAGAGUGCAGCACGCCGGCAAUGAUUGGAAAGUUUCUUCAUUUUUGUUCGCUACACACAUUAGUUUAUCAACAAUUGCGAGGAACUGCACUUUCGACUUCAUUACGUAGUUUACGGCCGCAUAGCACAGCCGUCGCCAUGGACAAAGUUUAUUUCCGCAAUGCACAAAACACAGAAGAGCUUCACAUUACAUUUCGUUACGCCAACCAGGAGCUUAAAUUGGAUCGCAGCUUUAACUUUUGUCGACGCAUGAGCGAGCGCGUGGAUGAAGCGCUCCUACGCAUACGCAACAAUGUUGAAAAGGAGCUCACCAAAAAGAGUAAGAAGAAACUAAAAGGAGCAGCAGCUGUCGAGGCACCGUUGGCUGUCAUUCCUAAUAAGAUUGUUGUGGAGUUCCGUCGGGAAGGCUCCGAGGAACAAAUUCUGGGCGUAACCUUUGAAGAGCUGCUCAAGAGCUCGGCGGAUGGAUUGAAGUUGCGAAUACACGACACCAACUUUGAUGUGCUGCUUAAUCAGCCUUGGAUUGAUUCAGUACAAUUGCCCAGCUCCAUUUUAGCAGGUUUUCUGGUUUAUCCAUUAAAGCUUGAUCUGGAGUUCGCCAGCCGCGAGCAUAGUAUAGCUGAAUGGUAUAGGGCAGUAAAGCCAGCAAAUGGUAUAUUUAAUGAGAAGGUCGCCUGGGAGCGCUGUGCGGAAGGAUUCAUCUAUCAGACCUCUGCAUCAGACGUUGGUCAUUAUCUGAAGCUGGUAAUUAGGCCAGGUAACGAGCAGGGUCUCCUUGGCCCAGCUACAGAAUGCAUCAGUAAAUUACCCGUGCAGGUAGGACCCACGGACUGUCCAUUUGAACAGCGUCAUCAAUAUACUAAGCAGCCUUUAAGUGAUCCCAAUGCAAUACGGGUGGUCAGCUACAAUCUGCUGGCCGAUCUUUAUGCUGAUGGAGAUUAUGCGCGUAAGACUCUGUUUCCCUAUUGUGCGGCGGAUGCACUUAAAAUCGAUUAUCGCAAGCAGCUGUUUAUUAAGGAGCUGCUGGGCUACAAUGCGGACCUCAUGUGCCUGCAGGAGGUGGAUUUGAAGAUUUUUGAGCAUGAUCUAAAGCACGUACUGCACAGCUUUACUGGCAUCAUGACACCCAAAGGAACCUGCGCCGAAGGUAUUGCUCUAUUCUAUCGCACCUCAAGAUUUGAAUUGGUGAAGAACUAUGUUCUGCACCUGGGUGAUAACAUAAGCACGCUGCCUGUUUUUACGCCGCUGUGGAAUAGAAUUAAGAGCAACGAGCAGCUAGCCAAGCGCAUCUGCGAACGAACCACUACGUUGCAAUUGUCUUUGCUGCAAGUGAAGGAGACUGGUCGCUAUGUUUUGGUGGCCAACACCCAUUUAUACUUUCAUCCAGAUGCCGAUCAUAUACGACUGCUACAGAUCGGCUUUUCGGUCAUCUUCGUGGAGCACAUCUACAAACAAGUCAUAAAGGAGCGCAAUAUCACUUCUCAAAAUAUUGGUCUAAUAUUUUGUGGCGACUUCAAUAGCGUACCGGAAUGCGGCAUCUAUAAGCUGAUGACGGAGCAGUUUGUGGGCAAGGAUUUUGUGGAUUGGCGCAGCAAUGAAAAGGAAGCUGUCGAAGAUGUGGAGCUUCGACAGCCUUUCCUAAUGAGCUCCGCCUGUGGCACUCCGCCUUAUACUAACUAUACAAAUCUAUUCGCUGCCUGCUUGGAUUACAUAUUCUAUCAAAACGACUGUUUCGAUCUCCUGCAAUCUGUGCCGUUGCCCACGCUAGAACAGUUGAGCGAGAAUGAGGCUAUACCAUCCGUUAAAUUCCCCUCAGAUCAUGUGGCUCUCAUUGCGGAUCUAGCAUUUAAAUCUUGUUAAUAGCAAUUUACUAUAUAGUUAGAACUAUAUAAACUGUCGAUAGUAUCGAUUUGGUUGUU
This is a messenger RNA of Drosophila navojoa, 1979 nucleotides long. Its product is annotated as 2',5'-phosphodiesterase 12. Gene Ontology annotation, cellular component: mitochondrion. Gene Ontology annotation, molecular function: 3'-5'-RNA exonuclease activity. Gene Ontology annotation, biological process: nuclear-transcribed mRNA catabolic process, deadenylation-dependent decay. The record is from RefSeq and is a predicted model, not a curated record. NCBI's taxonomy places the organism in Eukaryota, Metazoa, Arthropoda, Insecta, Diptera, Drosophilidae.